Molecule: messenger RNA, 3149 nt
Organism: Nerophis lumbriciformis (worm pipefish)
Lineage: Eukaryota; Metazoa; Chordata; Actinopteri; Syngnathiformes; Syngnathidae
Gene: plvapa
Product: plasmalemma vesicle associated protein a
Biological process (GO): regulation of vascular permeability; positive regulation of cellular extravasation
Source: RefSeq, a predicted model, not a curated record
CUCACCCACAAUCUGAUCGAUUCUCAUGCUUUCACCGUCACACAAAGGAAACAUCCGGCCCACUUGUCUAGGGUUUUGGGCUUUGACCGACAACAAGUCACCAGCUCUACAAGACGUGGACUUAUAGUCUCUAAAACAAGUCAAGAUUUGGAGGAAUUGUGCUGCUUUUUUUUUGCCCCCCCCCUGCAUUCAUGUACAGCAGCGGUUACUCCCAGGUGUCCAAGUCCAGCCCGCAGGCUCAAAAGAAGAUGCGGUACCGGACAAAGGGCAAGAGCUGUGGCUACUACCUGAGGAUCAUCUUCUUUUUCUCCUCGCUUAUUCAGUCGCUCAUCAUCGUCAGCCUGGUGCUCUUUCUGGUCUACGGUAAGAAGCAGGACUCGCCGUCCACCGCGCGCAUUCAGGACCUGGAGGAGAGCUUCAGCCGACUCUCCAUCGAGAACGUGGCGCUCAGGCACCUGAGGCGGAACCUGACGAACCUACUCAACGUCACCCUGACUGAGAAGACCCGCAUUGAGAUGGACCUGGGUGUGGUCCGACGUAUUUCCAACAUCUCUUUCGGUUUGAUUCAAGACUUGAACAGACAGCAGCAACAGACAAAUAUGGAACUGUACAUGUGCAAGAACCAGCCGCGUAUGGCUCAACCAUCCCAACCAAUGCUGAUACGAACGAUGUCUCAGCCUGUCGGCUGUAACUGUGGGCAGCGGGACGAGGAGCUGAGAGCCAAACUCAAACUUGUGGAGUCCAACUUCACACAAACUACAGAAAGGAUGAGGAUGGAUCUGGACCAAAUUGCUAAAGACCGCGACAACCUUAACCUCGAGGCCAUACGCCUAAGAAGGGACAAAUCCGUUCAUGAAAAGGAGAUCGAGUUCUCCAGACAAAGAUGCAAAGACGAAUUUGUCCAGUCCUUGAGUGGCGUCUCCAAUGUCUCCAGGGCCUUCCUACAAAAGAUCGAGUCUCUCUUUCCCUCCCACAUCGCCUUCCAGCUCACCUGUCUGAAACAGCGAGAGCACUUGGAGCAGAUCCGCUCCAACUGCACAAGUCUGUCCAGAGAGGUGGAGGACCGCUUCCAGAACUACUUGAACACCGUAGGCGAUCAGGUGUCGGAAAUCCAGACCGAGAACAGCCACUUGAAAGCAGAGAACAUGCGCCUGUUCGACGACUUCCGCUCAUGCAGCCUGAACCGCACGGGUCUGAUCCACGAGCACAGACAAAACCGAGAGAAACUUCAGCUGAAACAUGACCGGGACUAUGAGAUGCUUCUCUUGGAGAAAAGGAGGCUCCAUGGAGACAUUGAAGUUCUGGAGAACAACGUCAACUAUAAGAAUAAAGAAGUUCAACACCUCACAGAGCAACUUAAGCAACUCAACUUGUCCUGCAUGCCGAAGACUGGACCAGGAGUUACAGGAGGCUUUUCCAAUUCGGGGAUCGGUUCACGUUUUUCCUCACCAGGAUUAGGAUUAAAUGGACAGAGCUACUCCUCCAAUUUUGGCUCAACAGGGUCAGGAUUAAACAAACUAGGAUUAAAUGGACAGGGCUCCUCCGGUCCUGGCUCAACUGGGUCAGUAUUAAACAAACUAGGAUUAAAUGGACAGGGCUCCUCUGGUCCUGGGUCAACUGGGUCAGUAUUAAACAAACUAGGAUUAAAUGGACAGGGCUCCUCCGGUCCUGGCUCAACUGGGUCAGUAUUAAACAAACUAGGAUUAAAUGGACAGGGCUCCUCCUCCAGUCCUGGCUCAACUGGGUCAGUAUUAAACAAACUAGGAUUAAAUGGACAGGGCUCCUCCAGUCUUGGCUCAACAGGGUCAGGAUUAAACAAACCAGGAUUAAAUGGACAGGGCUCCUCCAGUCCUGGCUCAACUGGGUCAGGAUUGGGUAAACAAGGGUUAACUGGGUUGGGCUCUUCCGGUAUUGGUUUAACUCGGCCAGGAUUAAGUAGCCAAGGUUCAACUGGGUUAGGUUCUUCAAGUUUCGGAUCAACUGGGUCAGGAUUGGGUAAACAAGGAUCAACUGGGUUGGGCUCUUCCGGUCUUGGUUUAACUCGGCCAGGAUUAAAUAGCCAAGGUUCAACUGGGUUAGGUUCUUCAAGUUUCGGAUCAACUGGGUCAGGAUUGGGUAAACAAGGAUCAACUGGGUUGGGCUCUUCCGGUCUUGGUUUAACUCGGCCAGGAUUAAAUAGCCAAGGUUCAACUGGGUUAGGUUCUUCAAGUCGCGGAUCAACUGGGUCAGGAUUGACUGGGUUGGGUACCUCAAGUCUUGGCUCAGCUGGGUCAAAUCCAAGUUUUGGGUCAAGCGGUACCAGCGCAAACAAACCAACAUCAAAUCUGAACACUUCAUUGGGCCUUGGAUCAACAAGUAAAAGUGGGUCAUCUAACUCUGGGUUGCCCUGGUUUGGGUCAAGUAACACAGGCCAAAAUAAGCCUGGAACUGGAAUCGGAAGAGGAACAUCAAGUGGAUCUUCGCUUGGAACCGGAAGGACCAGUAGUCUUGGAGGCGGAGCAGUCAACAUCGCCCAGCACCUCCAAGACUUGCAACGCAUCAUCAACCCCUCCUACUCCUCCGAAGAGAAGCAAGAUCUUUCCAGAAUGUUGGGUUAGUGGUCUGUCGUGAGGAGGAAAAACCGAUCCUGUGUUAUUAGAAAUAUACUUCAUAUCAUACUCUCUUCAAGGCGAGUAUGCACAUUCCAAACGACUAUACCGACUCGAGCACUUCUUAAUAUAACAUGUAUGUAUCUUUAAUAGUCAGUAUUUUGUACUUUUGUAAAUACAAAGAAGGCUUUGUCCCUUUUUAUUAAACAAAUCCACGUGAGAUAUUACUGCAUUCCGACCCGGAAACUACUGUUUGUCCCCCGUGUGCGUCACCUAUUGUGUGGCUAAUGAUCUACAAACGACUUGUGUGAGCGGGAGAUCCACUGGCGCCGCGUUUUAAUUCAUCCCCCCGUGUUUAUGUUUACCUGCCAACCUGUCAGAGGCACCGCCGCUAACGUGCAUGAAAACAAUACCCUGCACUUGACUGGGAGAAGAACAUGGGACAUCCAGUGUUUAAACAAACUCCAAAUAUAUCUUUCCCAGCAAAUACCCACAGGGGCAGAUCUCUUUGUAUCUGAUGAGUGUCAUGACCUUUCACAAUAAAACAUUGUAUGGAAACGA